AUGUCCCAACCGCGCGACGUGUACGCUACCAACUCUCCUCCUCGGACUCCUCCCUCCCAGACUGCAAAGUAUCGGCCUAAGCGUGGCUACCCUACCCGUCCGUCCAUCCGCGAUGCCUUUCCCGACACGGCCGCCGAUAAUGCGCCCAAUGCCAGCGAGUCGGCCGACGAGCGCGAUCCUCAUGACCUGUCUCUGUCUCCACAACAUGCGGCCCGCACGUCAAUCGUAGACAACAUGCUCCUCUCCCUCGAUCAGUUUGGCGGGUCCGGAUCUCCGUCGGCGUUGGACGAUUAUCGACUCUUCAAUUCGGCCUUUGAAACGGAAACGCACGGUCGAUAUCGUGGCCAUACCUUCUCAUCCUCAAUGUCCUCCGACGCUGACUACGGCUACGACGACAGCAGUAGCAGCCGCUAUGCGACUAUCACCCCCAAAGGUAGACGAAGCAACAGCAGCUCCAACCAUCAAACUGCCCCGAGGAGAACGAGCAGCACCCGCGGCCAAGACGCAAUGGGCUCAAGAGGCGGUACCCUGCCGAGGAUGAAUGACGUUCGGAAAGGGAGUAAAGGAAGCGCGUCCAAUGCCGAUUAUUCAUAUACGUUGCCACGAGGUCGCGCAGACUCGGACGGUAUGGACCGGCGGUCCGAGAGUUUCGACUGCGGGCCAAAGAAAGCCUUUAUCUCAUAUGCAGACCCUGGUAUUGGCCAGGAUUCACGUUUAUACGAUGAUGACGCCGCGCCCACCCCGAGUGUGCCAGCCGGCCCGCGCAAAGCCUACGACUAUAGGCCACCCAACACCGCUGCAUCCCGAACCCCUGUGGCAUCGCGGCGAAACAGUGUGAAGUCAGCGCACGCCCCACCGGCCCGAAAGAACCGCACUGAAAAUAUUGGCACCGGGGCUCUCAAGGUUCGGGAGAACGACUUCUUGGGUGAUACGGAGAUCGAUCUUCCCCCGGCCAUUCCGGCGUCGUUGGACGCGCCGGCUCCCAGCCCUACAAUAUCAUACAACAAGCCUGCUUUCCCUCCACCGGAACUGACAGCCACGAGCACGACGACCACGAUCACAGCAGAUGCGAGCACAACCGCCGCCAACAGCAACAAUAACAAUAGGGUGGAGCGUCCGGGAUUCUUCCGGCGGGUCUUCGGUGGCUCGUCUAGAAUCUCGUCUCCGGCGGAUUCCCCCUACCCCCCUAUGAAUGACCUCUCAUAUCUUCAAGACAAUGAGACCAAAGAUUCCACGGGUGCUACGGCCAACCUGAAGGGACGAGAACAACCGCCCCAGCAGCCUCCGAAGAGCGCAGUAGCAGCAGCAGUCACACCUACACCUGCUGCUCGUCGAGGUCCUCCUCAGGUGGUGAAACAAAAGUCUUCCUUCUUCCGCCGGCGUAAGAAGUCCGUGGCUGAAAAUGUGCCGCCUCCAAUCAAGCUGCCGCCGCCCCACACUCUGGAUACAAUGAAACCAGAACCUAGUCCAGUGAGCAGCUUGCGCCAAGUCAUGAAUCUAUACCUGGACGAGAAUGUACCCGCGGCCAGAGAUCGCCGGGAGAAUCACAGAGAAGAGCCGCAACUCAGCGAGCCAGCCUCACUACAAGCGCAAAAGCCACGAGAAAGUGUCUCGGCUCCUGGCGGUAGCUUCAAGCCGAAGCAGAACCUCCAGCCUCCCACCACUUCCUGCAGCCAGGAUCCUCGCUCGCCGCUAGUCGCGAGCCGUGGCACCAAUGGUCAGGCCCAAAGAACAAGUGAUGUGGAGUCUAUCUCAUCGGCGGAGUCCCCCUUGCAGGAGAACUGCUCUACCGCCAACCUGUCCAGCGUGCUGUCACCUGUCGCAGAGGAUUCCUCCCGUACCAUCAGGGUGUCAACAAAAAUGGCACCACCGAUCGAUGCUUCUCAGGACAGCUUGAUGGGAGGUGCAAGCGAGCUGAAUCCUCCACCGGACCGCCAUGUUCCCGAGUCUCCUGCUGCUUCAGAGGCGUCGCAUUAUCUGACCGCGUCGAACACCCCUGUGAUCGAGUCCGAAGAACCCAAGGCCGUCGUCGACAACGCACCACAAGACAAGAUGGAUGGCCCAGGUGAUGCCGUUGAGGAUGGACCGACUGCGUCCGACCGAGAACAAGCUCAAAAGCUCUUUGAUAGUCAGAACCAGGUAGUCGGGAAGGAUACGGCCGCUGCUUGGCUGGGUGAUCCCGACCGGGCUAAGGUCAGGGAGGCGUACAUGCGGCUCUUCAAUUGGUCGAAUUUGAACAUUCUUGCGGCACUGAGGAGUCUCUGCCAGCGUUUGGUGCUCAAGGGAGAGACCCAGCAAGUUGACCGGGUGUUGGAUGCUUUCUCGAAUCGGUGGUGUGAUUGCAACCCAAGCCAUGGCUUCAAAGCUACUGAUGUCGUUCACACUAUCUGUUAUUCCAUUCUUUUGCUAAACACCGAUUUGCAUUUGGCGGAUAUUGAGCAGAAGAUGACCAAAUCCCAAUUUGUUCGCAACACCAUGCCCACGAUUCACCGGGUGGCUAUGGAUGCAGCACCAGAGGGAUUCGAGACGUUGCGGCCUCAAAAAUCCAAGACCAUGCCCACUGCAGAGUCCGCACAUUCAGCACCGAACUCCGCUCGCUCGUCCACGUUCCCGCUAGAAGUGGCCCGUAGUUCCUUGGACGACAACUCAGGCCGCAACACAGCUGACGUCGAUGCUGGCCCGUUGGUCAGUACUCCAUUUACGGGGACCGUCAGAGCAUGGGAGCAACAGGUGGAAGCAGUCCUGAAGGAUUUCUAUACCUCGAUCCAGAAGGAGAGACUUCCUCUUCAUGGGGCCCAGCCUGAGAAGGAGGUCUCUCGUAUGGCUUCAAACAACUUCCUGGGUCCCUCUUCGAGCAGCACUCUCCGCCGGAGUCCCAGCACCAUCAGCAAGAGCGGCUCAGACAUCUUUCCUCGCGGUCGUUCGGCGGAUUCCCGCCAUGGCGCCGCCAGGUGGUCAUCCAAGCCGCGUUCUCGGGGAGCCAGACUCUAUCCUCCGUCCAUGAUGGGCUCUAGCCGGACCAGCUUGGAUGACCAGUCGUCUCUUUGGAGCCCGGCUGCGUCGAGUACCUGGAGCAAGUACUCGCUGGGCAAGUUUACCUCUGCCUCAGUGGACUCGUUUGGUUCAGAGUAUCCCCGUGGUGAGUACCAGCAAUCGAUUGGCUUCGCCAAUGCCUUGAGUCAGGCCAUUAUCCGCGAAGAUUCUGCUACAUCCAUCUACAGCUAUGAGGAGCCCAGCGCUCCUCUCCUCGAAGAUGAGACCUUGGCCCUGGCUGGAGCGCCUUGGGCCAAGGAAGGUAGUGUCAAGCAUAAGCACCACUUGGACGCGGUGGAUAAGCGCGCCAAGGACCGCAAUUGGAACGAGUGUUUCGCUGUCAUUCAACAGGGGUGGAUGCGGCUUUUCUCGUUCAGCAAUGCAUCCAAGUCCAUGCGGCAAAAGGCGAAGCAGCGUGGUGGCGUUGUGGUUGGAGGCGGUAACUGGACCGAGAAUGCCGAGGAGAUUUGGAAGUUCAUGCUCCGCCAAACCAUUGCCAGUGCCCUCCCGCCGCCGGGAUACUCCAAGUCACGUCCUCACGUAUGGGCGUUAAGUCUGCCCACGGGCGCCGUCCACCUCUUCCAAGCCGGCACCCCGGAGAUUGUGCGGGAGUUCGUCUCAACCGCCAACUACUGGAGCGCACGACUAUCCAAAGAGCCCCUGGUCGGCGGCAUCAGCAACAUCGAGUACGGCUGGAGUGACGCAGUAGUCAACAGCGCCCUCGUCACCGUGGAGAACCGCUCCCCACCUCCCUCCUCCGGCGCCCCACGCCCCAGCAUCCAAAGCUCCAUCCGCAGCUCCCUCGACCAAGGCACUGUGCGCCCCAAGCUGCCCGCGGACCGAGUGCACAUCAGCGACUGGAGCCCACCGCAGCAGAGCAUGGUCGCCUCGCACCAGUCGGAAGAGGACCAGCUGAAGGCGCUGCAGACGUACGUGAAGAACGUCGAGGAGGACCUCCAGCGGCACAACGAACUGCGGUCGGCCAUGAACCUUGCGUUCUCGCCGCGGCAUCCCAACUCGGUGAAGGCGAUGGCUAACUGGGAGCGGAAGUCGUCGUAUCUGCUGCGGGAGAUUGUCAAGUUCCGCACGUACAUUGAUUCCCUCCGCAAUGCGAUUAAUCGCAAGGGCGAGAUUUACUCUUCGACGAAUAAUUACUACAAUCCUCCGGCUGGUGAGACUGCGGACGCGGAGAAGCUGCUUGUCUCCUCGACUGCGUGA
This is a messenger RNA of Penicillium canariense, 4251 nucleotides long. Its product is annotated as Sec7 domain protein. The coding region runs from base 1 to 4251 and encodes 1416 amino acids. Gene Ontology annotation, biological process: regulation of ARF protein signal transduction. Gene Ontology annotation, molecular function: guanyl-nucleotide exchange factor activity. NCBI's taxonomy places the organism in Eukaryota, Fungi, Ascomycota, Eurotiomycetes, Eurotiales, Aspergillaceae. The transcript has 2 exons. The record is from RefSeq and is a predicted model, not a curated record.